AAUGGCUAUUUCUAAACUUGUACUGGAAGAUGAUGGGACUGAAGUAGACAGCAUGUAUUUCGAAACCCUACCUGACAAUUGUCUGGUAAUGAUAUUAAGUGAUGGACAGGUUUGGUCACAUUUACCUUCUUCAUCAUGUUCAUCCUCACAACCUUCUUCAUCCUCCUCAUCUGGACAGACUGGAGAUCAUAGUAAUGUAAAUCACAGGGUUAUGGCCAUGGUGGAACAGAUUAGAAAGGCUGAAUCUGCAAGUAGUUCGAGGGCUGCAAAUACAAAUGUAACAACAACCUGUGGAUGGCAGCACUUUUCCUAUCAGUUCAUGAAAUAUAUCAUGGUAAAAAAUACCAAAAACCAAGCCAACCUUGGACCUAGAAGUAUAUCAAUAAGUCGGUCAGCCAGUGAAAAUGAAAUAUUACAGAUUUUAACCAGCAUAUUCUUUCCAAGGGGAAAAAGUGUGAAGGGGAGAAUAGAAUCGAUGGAUGUAAAACUUGGUAGCUAUAUGGGGAUGGUAAUAACAGAUAUUGGUGCAACCUUAAGAUCUAAAAAACCCCAUUUUUAUCUUCUGACAAAAGAAAAGAUUCCUGAAAUACUCAGUUCUGCAUCAUCAGAUUCAGAUGACUUACCCGACCCAGAAAUGUCACUUCCUGUCCUCACUUUUAGGCAGAGCCCUACUAUGCAAACUGAUUGGACACAGCCUUCAUCACAAGGUCUUACUUUGCACACUGAUCGAACACAGCCGUCAUCACAAGGUCUUAGUAUGCACAUUGAUCGGACACAGCCUUCAUCACAAGCAUAUGUUACUCCACAAAGGAGUGGGACUGGCAUGUAUAGUAUCCAGCAAACACCUGAGACUCAAUUUGUAACUUUACAACCGGAAGUACCCAAUGUUACCCCACAAAGACCUAGUAGUAGCAGUGCAAGUGCAUCUUUGGCAACAACAUGAACAAUGUGGAAUGAAACAGGAACGCCAGAGGUGUGUAUACAAUCCAGAAAAUGUACCAUUUGUUAUGACAAAGAUGUAACAGCGUUUCUGGUACCAUGAGCGCAUAAAUUCUGCAUGGCUUGUUGUAGAAGAGUACAACGUUGCCCCUUGUGUCGGAUUGAAAUCACAAAUGUGGGUUCCCUGCAGACCAAUAAUGAGAACUGAAAGUGAAACUCAUAAUUCAUAACAUGCAUAAGUUUGUUGACAAAAUAGUCAUAGUUAAAACUUUUUUUCAGUUCAGCAUAUUUUUAUACCCCCUAGAAAAGGUGGAUGAUUAUUGUGAAUUUACAAAAUGAAACAAUAUAUUUGAACGUAUAUCCAGUUGAUAUGUCAUAAUUAUACCUCUUGUCCACAAAGGGGAAUUGGCACACUGUUUUAACUCUGUUCAUCCGUCCAAAAGUAAACAUUUUUACCAGAUCCUCUAAUCCCUUGAAAUUUGAAAGAAUAGCAAAACAGAUUAGUACAAUGAAGAUGAAAAUGGUUCAGUGGGCAAAUAUUUAUAGUUUCAAUAAAAAUAGUGUUAGUGAAUCUAGAAGUCUUAACUUUCUGUAUCGUAUUAUCAUUAGAAAAAUUCCAUCUCUGGAGUGAAAUUGGUUUUUUUUUGGUUACUAAACAGGUGUGGUUAUGCCAUAAUGUUCUUUGUUAUGCCAUAUUUUGGUUUUAACUUCCCGAUUAAGUUAAUGUCAAACUCCUUAUUGAUGUCUUAGUGUGUUUCAGUAUGUAGAGGUAUUUUAAGUGAGGCUGUACUCACAGUUUUUUUUACCUGUUAAUCCUCUGGUAUUUGUGAUAAGCAUUGUAUGAAUGUACAGACAGUCAAUGACAGUACUGUGAUAUGUUUGUUUAUUUAAGUUUGUUUGUUUUAUAAAUACUAAUCACCUUUUUAUUUUUUUAAAGAAAUCAUCUUUUAUAAUUGUUAGAUUUAGGCAUUGCAAAACAGAUUUAGGCAUUGCAAAAUAGAUUCAGGCAUUGAAAAACAGAUUUAGGCAUUGCAAAAUAGAUUCAGGCAUUGCAAAACAAAUUUAGGCAUUGCAAAAUAGAUUCAGGCAUUGCAAAACAGAUUUAGGCAUUUUAAAACAGAUUCAGGCAUUGCAAAACAGAUGCAGGCAUUGUAAAACAGAUUCAAGCAAUGCAAAACAGAUUUAUCUUUUGUACAGGCUUUAUAUUAGAGCCUAUUGUUCAAAUCCUUUCCUCCAUUAUUUUGUGAUACAUGUCCAGAUGUGUUUGCAGGCUAUUCUGUGUUUCAUCAUGUAUGUAUGUG
Mytilus californianus (California mussel) is the source of this 2240-nucleotide messenger RNA. RefSeq lists its product as uncharacterized. The record is from RefSeq and is a predicted model, not a curated record. Gene Ontology annotation, biological process: apoptotic process. Lineage: Eukaryota; Metazoa; Mollusca; Bivalvia; Mytilida; Mytilidae. The transcript is spliced from 5 exons. The coding region runs from base 2 to 943 and encodes 313 amino acids.